AUGGGGAGCCUCGUUUUCUUUGCUGUGCUCUUGGCAGUCAGUAUUGCUUCUGCUUCUGUCACUCCUGAACAUCAAGGCCGAAAGGGCUUUUCUCUUGAGGCGGCCAAGAAGUCGAAUUCCAAGCCCGAUUUCGUUCGAGAAUGGGUGGCAGCUCACCAGAAAUGGGGAAAGGGUGUCUCUCCAGAGACUUUGUCUGCAUUCUCACUUCUUGAUGAUGAUGGUCGUGUCGAUGUGAAGCCCCUUGGAGCAGAUGAAAUCUACAUCGCCGACGUCAAAGUUGGAACUCCGCCUCAGACCCUCAAGAUGGCCCUCGACACUGGCUCUGCAGACUUGUGGGUGCAAUCUAUGGACACAAUCUAUCGAGCCAACCCCGAAGUUGACGGAACUCAUGCUAAUGGCGUCGUCUACCUCGAUACCGUGCGUCUGGGAGACUUUGAACUCAAGAAUACAGCUAUCCAGUCUGCUCAAAUCGUUGCCCCUCGCUUUGAGCGCGAAACUGAACUCACAGGCAUCUUGGGCCUUGCCAAGUCUCUUCCUAGCAACAUCGACCCUCCGACUCCGUCUCUCCUCGAUAAGCUUCGUCCACUACUCGACGAUCCAGUCUUCACUGUCGAUAUGCGUCGAAACGCGACAGGUCGCUUUGAUUUUGGUUACAUUGACGAGAGCCGAGCCAAGGACAACAUCUCAUGGAUGGCCACACGAGAGGAUAGCCCCCAUUGGGACGUCACAUUCGAUACCACAGCCUGGACCGGUCUUCGUCAAGUCUGGAUGGCACACACCUUCGAGGCUACUAUCGACACGGGAACUACACUUCUGUUCCUGCCCGGAGACCUUGCCAGUAUGUACUGGUACGACGUUCCAGACAUGAGGGUUGAUCCUCGUCUCGGCGACUCGUUCACGUUUCCUUGCAAGUUUUCCAAUGAUCUUCCAGACUUGAUGUUCAAAGUGCCAGGUACAGAGCACAUUUUGAAGAUCCCUGGGCCGUACCUCAGCUACAGCACAACCGACAACGAUUCGGAUUACUGCUGGGGCGGUUUGCAGAGUGCAGAGAGCUUGGGAGUGACCAUCAUUGGCGAUAUUGCGCUCAAGGCCCUGUACGUCGCGUUUGAUCUCGAGAACAACAAAGUCGGGUUUGCCAACAAGGAUCUCGAUGAUAUCGAUGAAUGGUAG
Molecule: messenger RNA, 1170 nt
Organism: Fusarium redolens
Lineage: Eukaryota; Fungi; Ascomycota; Sordariomycetes; Hypocreales; Nectriaceae
Product: aspartic peptidase domain-containing protein
Exons: 4
Coding region: 1-1170 (389 amino acids)
Biological process (GO): proteolysis
Molecular function (GO): aspartic-type endopeptidase activity
Source: RefSeq, a predicted model, not a curated record